AUCAACAACAGAACAUGUUGUUGAUUGUUACAUGAUCAUAAAAUUAUCAUUUACAAUCAACAAUUAGUAAAACUUUUUCAUCUUCUUGUUGUUGUUGUAUUUUAAAUUCAAUCUUCAUUUGUUGAUGUCAAACAAAAAUAAUAACAAUUAAAAGAAAAGUCAACAAUUUACUGAUUAUAUUGAAAAAUUCACCAUCAGUAUCGGAUUAACUAUCAUUGUGAUCAAUUAACAAUAACAAUAUAAUCCUAGUUAUGGUUUUUAAAUUGUUCCAAGGGUUAAAUUGUUAAAGUGUACAACUAAUAAUCAUCAUAACCAAUUAAAUGGAUUAACUGAUUUGUGAGUGUUGACAAUUUGCUUUGGAUUCUAUUUUCUUAUUGGAUUAAAUUGUGUAAUUAUCAUCUCGUUGUUCACCAAAAUGUCAUCAUUAACUUAUCGAAAAUCCUAUCGGGUCAACGAUACCGACUUCGAUUGUCACCAAUAUUGUAUGUCGCUACCUGACCUACGAUUCAAUGGUAAACGUAAACGAAAAGGUUUCUCAUUUAAUUUUCGUAAUUUCCUUUCGUCAUCUCGUCCACAAUUAUCGACCUCAGGCCACAUUUAUCGUCAAAUCGAGUGGAAAGUUUUUGUAUUCACCAUUAUCUUACCAAAUGGAUCUAAACAAAAGGUCGUUGGUCAAAGUGAUGAAACGAUUCGUGAUCUGGUUACACCGUUAAUCAAUUCGUUGGGUAUUAAUCAACCUUGUCUUCGGUGGGUUAAAAAUGAAGCAACAAUUAACAUCGAUGCUAAAGCUUAUCAUCUGGAAGAUGAGGAGAUUAAAUUGUCAGAGGCUUUAAUUAACAAAUCUAUUGGUCAUGAUAAUCGAUAUGGGAUUUUGGAGGAAAUUUAUUUAACUGAAGUUGAUUAUUCAAUUACAUUGUCAAGUCUUAAAGAUGUUUACAUUCAACCAUUAAGAACUUCAUCUUACCUUAAUGAUAAUGAUUUAAAGUUAUUAUUCAAUUGGAUUGAAUCACUAUUAUCAUUAAGCAGACAAUUACAAUCAGAGGUAAAAUCAAUCCUCAAAGGCUGGGAAACUGAUAAAUUGAUCAACGGUAAUUUGUAUCCGAAUCAAUUCUGGACUGAAUACGAUCGAUAUAUUAAAACUUUUCCAAUAAUUUGGAGUUACUUUGAGGCCAAGUGUGAACAAUUUGACUUGUUAAGUGCAUGUCGAAGCUACCAAGGUCCAGUUUUACAUUCGAUUGACCAAUUAUUUUAUUUACCGUUGGAUCGUAUUACACAGCAUGACAAGUAUCUUGGUUGUUUGGUUUCAUCUACAAAUACCGAAAACUCUGACUACAUGGAUCUCUGUCAAUGGAAGGAAGCAAGUAAAAGUAUGGUAAAAGAGAGCUACUCUUUCCUAUUGAGACGAAAAAUGUAUACCUGUGUACAUAAUAACGUGAUUAAUUACAACAAUAGCCAUUCAAAAAAUUCAACGGCCACAACACCAACAGCAACCAAUAAGAGUAACACUUACAACAAUAAUAUUUCAAUUACUCUGGCAAAUAAUAUUAACAACAAUAAUACCAUAAGUAAUAACAAUAAUAAUAUUAAUCAUCUCAACAAUAACAGUAAAAGUGUUAAUAAUAAUAUUACCUCUGCCAUUAAUGGUAAUACAACAACAACAACAACAACCCCUGUUAACCUUGACACUGGUAAGAAGGUGAAAAAAGGUCGUAGGAAAACAAUCAAUUGGCCUUUUAGGAAAAGUGUCUCCUCUAAAUGCUCAGAAUCAUCGGAUACUUUAGAUGGUUCAACAAGUCCAAUAAGCCUGGCGCCCAAUUGUUAUAAUUCAUUAUCUGCAUCACCUUCAUCUUCAUCUUCUUCAUCAUCUUCUUCUUCAUCGUCAUCUUCUUCCUCAUCUUCUUCCUCUUCUUCAUCGUGGUCAUCUUCAUCUUCUUCACCAAACUCUUCUUCCUCUUCUUCGCCAUCUUCUACCUCAAAGAUUUGCCUGAGAAAAUUAUUCGGUCCCGAAAUGAGUGUCCUAUGUAAAGAUCAGGUCACUUUGGUUCCACCGGUAAUUAACCUACUUAAACAACUUUAUAUUAAAGGACCUUCUACAGUGGGAAUUUUCCGUAAAUCGGCAAAUACUCGAAUUUGUCGUGAGCUUAAAAUUAAAUUGGAAGAAAAUCCAAACAUGGAUCUAGAUGAUUAUCCGGUUACUGCAAUUGCCUCAGUAUUUAAGGAAUUAAUUCGUAGUUUACCUGAUGGUUUAUUGGAGAAAAAGUAUCUAGAUGAUUGGAUGUCAGUGAUUAGUUUAAAUUGUGACAAUGAAUUGGAGAAAUUAAUUCGAAUUAAGCAGCUUUUGGUUAAAUUGAAGGCCGAAAAUUUAAUUCUAUUAAAGUAUUUUAUCUGUGUUUUGUGGCACAUCGCACAACAAUCAGAUCAAAAUAUGAUGAGCUCAAACAAUUUGGCCGUUUGCAUAGCACCAAGUCUACUGGCCGAUGAUAGCGAAAUCUCCGUUAAACGGUGUGAGGUGAUAUCUAAAUUAGUACCGAAUUUGAUUACUUAUUUAAUUGACCAUGCUACGGAUCUUUUUGGUCCAUCCAUUACAAAACUGUUUGGUCCAGUAUUAACAAUCACACCUCAAACAAUAUCGACAACAACAUCACCAUCACCAUCAAUGCCUUCAGAGGAUAAUCAUGAUUAUCUACAAAACAACAACAACAACAACAUUCAAUUGGAGGUGGAGGAUUAGUUGUCACUGGUAAACCUCCAACCAAUUCAAUUGUUACCAAUCAUCAUCUUGUUCAUCAACAGCAGCAACAACAACAAUCACUUCAUCAUCCCAACAAUCUUCACCUUGUUCACCAUAAUCAUCAUCUUAAUCAUCAUUCUUCUCAUCACUCACCUCAUGACCAUCAUCAUAAUCCCCAUCAUUUUGACGGUGUUGUAAAGGUCACCUUUGUGAUUUGUAUCUAAAAAACAAACAUAAGAAGAUGAGGAAGAAAAUGAAAAUUAAGAAAAAGAGUUCGUGUUGAUAUUAUAAAGACAUUUUGACAUAAACACCACGGACCUUUUUCAAAAUGAUCGAGUUGGGGACAAAAACGACAAAAUUUAUAUUAUUAACAAUGAAAUGCUUUCAAAAUUAAAAGAGACACAAACAAAAA
Molecule: messenger RNA, 3143 nt
Organism: Panonychus citri (citrus red mite)
Lineage: Eukaryota; Metazoa; Arthropoda; Arachnida; Trombidiformes; Tetranychidae
Exons: 10
Coding region: 416-2731 (771 amino acids)
Biological process (GO): signal transduction
Molecular function (GO): guanyl-nucleotide exchange factor activity; GTPase activator activity
Source: RefSeq, a predicted model, not a curated record